AUGACCGCGGCGACGAGUGCACAUCUGGACGGAGACAAAUUCGUGAUGCAGGUGUACAAGGCACACGUCACGAAGAUGAGGGAGAAUCUGGCGCACGAGGCCGAGUCCAAGGAGAAUUUUGAGGAGGGCGAGACUGCUGAGCAGUAUAUGGAACGGCAAGAGCAAGAGAUCGGCGAGGCUGAGGAGAUGAUCGAAGGCUGUAUUCAACUAGAAGCCUCGAUCCGCGACAAAAUGGCCGAAUGCAUGGAGGACGCGAAGCGCAUCCGGGGUAUGCAGCGCGAGUACGAGACGCUACUUCGGUUUGUCGACCGAAUGUGGGACAUGCCCCCAGAGUUCUUCGACAACUUCCCCACUGACGACGAGGACAGCGACGGCGAAGAUGUGAUGGAUUUCAUGAAUGCGACAAUCGGGGAUCUUCAUGAUACCACAUUAAUGGGUGAUGAUGAGAAGGUUGUCUACGUCCCGGCGCCCCAGGUCUACACCGAUCCGGUGCCGCCAAAGCCAGUGAAAACGGUGAAGCCAGCUGACAACAACGAUACAGUGGUGUACCAGCCGGCACCCCAGGUCUACACCGAUCCCGAAGCGAAUACAAACUACUCAUUCGUCAAGCCGGACGGUACGGUCGAAGAGUCACGACCACGUCGAGAUUUUGUCGACAACGAAACUGUGGUGUAUCAACCGGCGCCUCAGGUCUACCCGGAUGUGCCCGCACACGAGUACGGCUACGUACCGGCCAACCGUACCGAGAGGGCUGCUGAACUAGAGCGGAUUGUGGAAGUCUACCCGGAAAGCAGGACUGAAAAUGACCCCGAUGAGCACAAAUACGAUGCCUGGAUCCGUGCCAAAAUCCCAGAAGCUGGUGAUAAGAAGCUUGUGCUCAAGCGGGAUGCGAAGCUUUUGGAGCAGAAGAACGGGACGGUCGUUUACGAGGUUUUGGGAAAUUCUUUGGAUUCGGCAAACUGGAUACACUACGGUAUUCACGUCACCCUUGACAUCCCGUCGAUGGAAGAGGGCAAGCUGGUUAUUGGCGUCCAGGAAAAGAAGCUGGAAUUCAUGAUGCCCGACGGUGCCGUUGGAUUUAAGUAUACCACAGACGCUCCAGAAUUCACCGCCACCUUCACCAGCCCACCUAUGCAAAAAUUCAACGAUAAUGGGCGAGCGCUGGCUUCCCCGGACUUUGGCGCGUUAUACAGCACCCCGAAAGAGGAGGGCGGGAGAAGCGAACAGAAUGGCGUCAUCUUCAAGAAGGACUACCCGGCGAACACCGACGGCCUCCGCUACGUGUUCAGUCUCCCAUUAUUCGGUGGGCAGGCUCCGAAAAACUUCUGGGCCAACGGUAUCCUGGCUGAUGGUGAACAGUUCUACUUGAGGAACCAAAAGACGAAGGAACGAACUGAUCUACAAUUGACCCCGGAGAAGAACAUCACCCUGGAGCUUCCCGCGAACACCGACUUCUACGCGUACUUUGCCGGCUCGGCCAAGCCAAACCGGGACAGGAAGUUCGAGGUGGCCAAGCAGGAUAAAGAA
This is a messenger RNA of Mesorhabditis spiculigera, 1527 nucleotides long. Lineage: Eukaryota; Metazoa; Nematoda; Chromadorea; Rhabditida; Rhabditidae. The record is from the annotation of a GenBank genome assembly.